AUGGAGCAAGAAAUGGGGCUGCGUGGACAGCAGGCGUCAUCGCACCUUGAAGAUAGAUGUGAUGAGGAGGAGGAGGAGCGGCAGCAGUACUCUAGAGAAUUUUUGGAGGAAUACCGUUCCUGGGGGGAAGUGAGCUGCUGUUGGCAGUAUGGACCUAAAAAUGGUGAUGGAUGUGGACACACCGUUCUGGGCCCUGAAAGUGGGACUCUUGCUUCGAUAAACUACCCACAGACCUCUCCCAAUAGCACAGUGUGUGAAUGGGAAAUUCGUGUAAAGCCUGGGCAGCGAGUUCAGCUCAAAUUUGGUGAUUUUGAUAUUGAUGACUCAGAUUCCUGUCAUUCCAGUUACUUAAGAGUUCACAAUGGAAUUGGCCCCACCAGGACAGAGAUAGGAAAAUACUGUGGGUUUGGCUUUCAAAUGGAUGGUUUAAUUACUUCAAAAAGUAAUGAAGUCACAGUACAGUUCAUGAGUGGAACACACACUUCUGGACGUGGAUUUCUUGCAGCUUAUUCAACCACUGACAAAUCAGACCUAAUUACCUGUUUAGACAAUGCAAGUCACUUUUCCGAACCAGAAUUCAAUAAGUAUUGUCCAGCUGGCUGUGUGAUUCCUUUUGCUGAUAUUUCAGGCACUAUUCCCCAUGGAUACAGAGAUUCAUCAUCACUUUGUAUGGCUGGUGUUCACGCAGGCGUUGUGUCAAAUACUCUGGGUGGCCAAAUUAAUGUUGUAAUCAGCAAGGGCAUUCCUUACUAUGAAGGCUCCCUGGCUAACAAUGUCACCUCAAAAGUGGGGCCGUUAUCUACAAGUCUCUUCACGUUUAAGACAAGCGGUUGCUAUGGGACACUGGGGAUGGAAUCUGGGGUAAUCCCUGAUUCCCAGAUCACAGCAUCAUCUGUUCUUGAGUGGUCGGACCAAACAGGACAGGUGAACAUUUGGAAACCUGAAAAUGCCAGACUAAAAAGGGUUGGUCCUCCUUGGGCUGCAUUUAUCAGCGAUGAACAUCAGUGGUUGCAGAUUGACUUGAAUAAAGAAAAGAGAAUAACAGGUAUCAUAACUACUGGAUCAACCUUAGCAGAGUACUACUAUUACGUCUCAGCCUACAGAAUUUUAUACAGUGAUGAUGCACAGAAAUGGACAGUGUACAGAGAACCUGGCAUGGAUAAAGAUAAGAUAUUUCAAGGGAACACUGAAUUGUACCAGGAAGUUCGCAAUAAUUUCAUUCCACCUAUUGUUGCACGCUUUUUUAGGAUUAACCCCUUAAAAUGGCACCAGAAAAUUGCAAUGAAAGUAGAAUUGCUAGGAUGUCAGUUUAGUAUAGGGCGUGCUCCUAAAAUCACCAUGCCACCACCACCGCCUCAGAACAAGAACGACGACAAGAAUGAUGACUUCAGUGAUGACUUCAUUCAUUCAGUGAAGACUUCGUUGCAGACAGAUAAAACAACUUUCACACCUGAAAUAAAAAACACCACAGUGACUCCAAGUGUAACCAAAGAUGUGGCAUUGGCAGCAGUUCUGGUUCCAGUUCUGGUGAUGGUCUUCACUACUCUGAUUCUCAUCUUAGUUUGUGCGUGGCAUUGGAGAAACCGCAAGAAAAAAAGUGAGGGCACUUAUGAUCUGCCUUACUGGGAUCGUGCAGGAUGGUGGAAAGGAAUGAAGCAGUUUCUCCCGACCAAAUCAGCAGAACAUGAAGAAACUCCUGUACGCUACAGCAGCAGUGAAAUUAGUCACCUAAGACCAAGAGAAGUCCCAACAAUGCUGCAAACAGAGUCUGCAGAGUACGCUCAGCCGCUGGUAGGGGGAAUUGUGGGCACGCUUCACCAGAGGUCAACCUUUAAACCCGAGGAAGGGAAAGAAGCAAGUUACGCCGAUUUGGACCCUUACAAUUCACCCAUACAAGAAGUUUACCAUGCUUAUGCUGAACCACUACCUAUAACUGGACCAGAGUAUGCUACUCCAAUAAUCAUGGACAUGUCCAGCCACCCCAGCACACCUCUUGGCGUUCCUUCCAUUUCCACCUUCAAAUCUGCAGGGAAUCAAGUUCCUCCGCUGGUUGGAACUUACAAUAAACUCUUAUCCAGGACAGACAGUACAUCAUCAGCACAGGCGCUGUACGAUACGCCAAAGGGGCAGCUGGGGCCAGGUGCCACCGACGAAUUGGUGUACCAGGUCCCACAGAGCGUGGCCCAUUCCACUGGGAGUAAGGAUGAACUAAGUUAGCUCACGAGGAAGGUAGAAUGAUGGCUUGUUUUUAAAAGCCAGGUCCAUAAAGCUGACAAUUUCAUUUUUUAAUUGCAUUGUUUUGAUAUUGUUAGUCUUAAAUAUUACAACGUUCAACCAAAAGGUCUGGGAAACCAGUAAUUCUGCCUUUCUUUAAGCUGUACAUAUAACUGCAGCUUGUCUCCUGCAAAACCGUGGACGUUUUUAUUACUACUGUACAAUUGUCUGUCAGACAUGAGAGAAGAACUCUUCAAGAUUAGCUUCAGUAAUUCAUAGAUGUGAAUGAUAAAUUGGGAGAAAUAGUUUAAAGUACGAAAGCCAAUAAUUUCUUGCUAAUGGUACUAUUUCUGGGGGGGAAAAAACCCUCAAAACCCAAAGCUCCUAACUUUCUAAGAUCUAUAUGUAAGCACUAUAGCUUCUAAAAUUAAUUUUACCCUAUACAAUGCCUGUACAACUUUGGACUUUAAAAACUACUGUGAGGACUGAUGGCAAAAAUCCCAUUAACUUCAUGGCACAAACCAAUUUUGAUUAGCAAAAUCAGCUAAAUUGGAUUAUUUUGGCUUUUGUUCACAGGCUUAGGAGUCAUCAGCUAUGUGUUCCUCAGAAAGUUCCCACCAUUUUUAUUAGUCUUCCAAAACUAGAAUCUGUUGUCUGUACAAUCUUAUUUUUUGCCUCAUCUCCUUAAGCCACUCAGUCUUGUUCCUCCCUGGGGGUCCAGGAGGCACAGAUUGUCAUACAAGCAAACUGCGUGGCAACUGCUUUUGUCUUACUAAAUGAAGGCUACUCUGAAUAGCCUCUGCCUCAAAUUCAGACUCCCCUGAUGGUCAACGUGCAAGAAGCAUCCAGGUGUUUGAGGUGACUGAAUUCAGAAAGGUUCACCCUGUCCUCCUGUCCUGUCUCUGCCCCUGUCCCCUGGAGUAUCUAUUGUUGUGUGUUAAGAUGUGAGCAUAUACAAAGAGAGAUAUGUAUAUACUUUUGUGAGUGCUUAAGGAAGCACACAAAUAUUCUAAUGGUGCACAGUUUGUGUUAUACACGCAUUAGCACAUAUGGUACGUUUUAGCACAACUGAAAGACUUUAGCCUUAGGGCUUUUCUUAUGAUUGUUCUUAUUAGAAGUGUAAAUGAUUCCAAAAAAUCUUUGCAAGAAAACCAGUACUGUUCCAAAGAAUCUCCAUUUCAGAAAGGUUUAAUGGAAUUUGUAUCCUUUGAAUGUUCCGGUGUUCUCUACUAUGAAAACUUUGCAGUCAGUCUUCUAUUUGGGAUAACGUAGACUAGUUUUAGCUAGAUAAUCAUGAAAUGAAAACAAUCUGGGUGUUGUAUUUGCCAUUUUUUAUCUUGUUAGAAACAAAGCACAGCUCUUUAACCUAAAUAUUAGAAAAAAACCCACAAUAAAAAUGCUUUAUUUUUAUUGCAACAGCACUGUUGGGAGGAUGCUAAAUUAAUUAAUGCAUGUGAACUGCCCCCCACCCACAUAUUAGCCCAGUUUUAUGGACUUCAGUGGUUACUCUUUUUUUCUGUGAUGUGAGUCAAGUCAGCCUCCUUUAUUGCCCAGGAUCCUUAAACUAGGUGGAAAACAUCCAAAUCAAAACUAAAAUAAUGUUCAAGAGGGCUGCCACCAUGUCAGUAUGGUAUGGUAUCCUAACUUACCACUUCAACACUUGUUUGCAUGGGGGCUAUAUGUAAACUCAGUAAUCCAAAAUUACUUAUGGCCUGUUCAACGUCUAGAAUAUAUUAUUAGAUACUUUGUGAUACCUUAAAGCCCAGUUCUACAAUUUUUUGAUUAUUCAUUCUCAUUCAUCGAGAAUUUUUUUUUUAAUUUUUUUUUUUAGCUGGGUGUCUAACCCUAAUUGUGAAUGUAAGUAAGGAAGGUCCAUGUAAGACUUACUCAUGAAAAAGAAAUUCCUGCCUCUAGUUGUACUUUGGAUGUUACUGCAACUUUUUCUGCUUGAUGAAGCUUGCCUGCAAUUUUGUAGUUUUGCUUAAACAGGUAAGUAAGUGUUGGAACCCAGCAGCAGCAACUAUGAGAUUAUUUCAAUCUGAUUUUAACUGAAGGGGUUGGGAGGUUACAUCCUUAUUCCAGCAAAGUUAAGAAACCUCUGCAUUCUCAAACUGAACCAGUUCAGGCUUAGAAAAAUUAAUCUACCAUAAAAAUAAAUGGAUGUCUUCAAGUCAGUAAAAUUAACACUCUUGGAUAUAAUUUUUACUGUUGGCUAGGUAUGGUGGAACUGUGGAUAUACUGUAGGCUAAGAUGGUGUAAGAAUUUUAAGCUUAUUUUUUAAGCUGCGACUGGAAUGGGUGUUUUUAAGAAUUUUAGUCCCUUUUCUGAAAGAAAUUGGUCCCAAGCUGUGCUCCCUGCUUUCAACUUUGAACAUGUUACCUGCUAGGGCUAAGAAGAAAAGUUUGAAUAUGUAACGGUUGGGUUUAAAAUGUACACUUCAAACUGUUAAACACUGAUUCCCAAAUGUGAGUUGCAUGACACACUUAAGAUUAGAAUUCUCCUGUGUACAAUACAAGCAGAGGUACAUUUAAUGGCGCUCUCUUACAUGUGAAGACAUACGGAUAUAAAAUUGUAUUUCAAUCUUGUUUGGCUUGAGUUAUUCUCCCAGAAUGUAUGUUCUUACCUCAGCAUGUAUUGUAGUUGCUCAGUAUUUGUAUAUGUUGCUAGAACUUAGACUGUAUAAAUAGUGAGGAUUUUUUAUAUGUAUGUUAAAAAGUAUUUUAAAUAAAUUGUACAUACGUAUUA
Calidris pugnax (ruff) is the source of this 4959-nucleotide messenger RNA. It is a transcript of the gene DCBLD2, whose product is annotated as discoidin, CUB and LCCL domain containing 2. Lineage: Eukaryota; Metazoa; Chordata; Aves; Charadriiformes; Scolopacidae. The coding region runs from base 1 to 2217 and encodes 738 amino acids. The transcript has 16 exons. The record is from RefSeq and is a predicted model, not a curated record.